Ordospora colligata OC4 is the source of this 594-nucleotide messenger RNA. RefSeq lists its product as uncharacterized. The record is from RefSeq and is a predicted model, not a curated record. The transcript has a single exon. The coding region runs from base 1 to 594 and encodes 197 amino acids. Lineage: Eukaryota; Fungi; Microsporidia; Ordosporidae.
AUGAUUAAGCAAAUAGUUAAUGUCUGCGUGGCAUUAGUUGUUUUUCACAAUGUUCUUCAGGCUUUCAAAGCCUCUAAGAAUGACAAGAGCCUUUCUAGAAGAUACAGCAAGUGCUUUAUGAUGAUUUCUGUAUUUCUUGUGAUUGACAACAUGUUUUCGUUUGUUUUGAACAUUGUUCCGUUUUACCAGCUGUUUAAACUAAUGGUUGUUGUCUGGAUGUCGAUCCCAGCAUGCACAGGUGCAGUAUUUGUAUACAAAUUUUAUAUACAAGGUUUUUUGGACAAGCAUGAAAGCCGACUUGAUGAGAUGGUUGAGAAUGUAAAGAAGGUUGUGUCUAGAUAUUUCAGUGAAUGUUAUGGCAAGGCACAUAAAAGAUGCUAUAUAAGCAAAGACACAAAGACAAAGGCUGAAAUCGUAGAUGAAGAGGCUGGAGAGCAAUUGAAGGAAGAAGAGAAUGCAGGAGAUGUGGAAGAGUCUGGGUUUUCUGCGAUUGACUCGACUUCUGUCAAUGAAGAUAAGGCUGUGUCUGAAGCCGGGCUUAAAUGGCGGAGCGGAUCGUUUAUGGAUGUGGAUAGUAAGUCUAAAGACAAAUAA